CCAGCCAUGACGACGACCUUCAAGGCAGUCGCUGCGUCGCUUUAUUCUAUGUUAUCGUAUACUCACCUCACAUAACGCAGUUACGCUGCUACAGCUCACUGCGACAACACUACAUUCCAUGGUACCGCUCAAUAUGGAGACAAUCAGCAGGAUUCCGCGGCGGUUAACUCAGCUAUACUCCGACACCAAGAUACACUGCGACGCCGUCGUCGAGCAAGAUAACCAAGACACGCAAUCGAACGUCCUUCACCGCAAACUCCGAAUACAGAAGGACAGGUUAAUAACGUGGGGUGUCGACUGGAGCGACAAUGCGAAGGGCAAGAAUGGCGACAUCGACGAGAGCGUGGAGCAGGCGGGCCUCACAGAGACAGUGACUAGCGUGCUUGGGACCAUCAAGGAGAUCUUAGACGAGGCUGAGCACAUGCACCCGGGCGCUGCACCUCCAGCGGGCAAGACAUUGUCAGAGGAGAAGAGCAGGCUGCCAACAUCUGAUACGUCCGCGUGGGCAGCCGCCGAAAGGUCACGUUAUGAGGACCUCAUCAAGGACCUUACUACCUCUAUCGACAUCCUCUAUGACCUCUCAAGAAGUCGACGUGCACAGCGCGAUCCCGGUCCGGACGUCAAGGUUGCUCUUGAGCCUCUAAGACCAUCCACUCCAGCUAUCUUCUCAAAGCCAGAGUAUAGCGCGUCGGAUCUUACGCUCGUCAACCCAGCGACAUUCCCGCUAAAUGCACAUGCGCUGCAUGCUGCUUCCCGCUCGCACUUGCCACCAAAGUUGAACCCUUCAGAUCUGGUCCUCCCAGAAGAAGAACCACCGCCAUACGAAAGUGUUGGUGCUUCCUCCAUUCGCGUAAUAGGCCGACUGCGCUCGCGAAACAGUUCGACAAAUCCCUGGAAAACCGACGGAUCGCGCAUUGUCGAGCAGCCUGUCUUGAUUGAGUACGCGACGUUCGACCCAACAUAUCGCUACACUGAGGUCUCUCCACCCACAGAUCGGCUGGACACCCUCUUGUACAUAUUGACCAAGCUGUCAAACGAUCAGCCUCAUCUGGCUACCCUCAGAUGCUUGGGGUACUUCGAAGAUCCUAGGCAACCACGAUUCGGACUAGUGUUCGAGCUUCCAUCAUCAACAUACUCCGGUGCAUCGGACGCGCACAAGACAAUAGAUGAACUGCGACCUGUUACACUUCUCAGUGUUCUGCAGACAGGAUCCAAGUCACUCAACAACUCAAACAGUGCCACACCUCCACUUGAGGACCGCUUUCGCCUAGCAUACUCACUUGCCAUCACGUUCAGCAAGAUCCAUGGAGACAACUUCGUUCACAAAGACAUCAACAGCAGCAACGUUCUGGUUUUUCGAAAGAACAGACGACAAUCGGCAAACACAAGGGCACUGCAGUACGCUCUUCGGGCUCCUGUUGUCUGCUCGUUCGACCUCUUCUCCGAAUACGAUAUCGAGGCCACCAACACGAUGCCGACUCUCAACAUCUACCGCCAUCCGGAGGACCCGAAGUUCACCGGAUCUAGGGACAGACAUCAUGGUCCCCAGUUCGACCUGUACAGUCUCGGCUUGAUCCUUUUAGAGAUCGGACUGUGGCAGCCGCUUGCUGAUCUGUGGAAGCCGAAGUACACCCUCGCCGACUUCAAGCAGCGAGUCGAAGAUGUGUACAUCCGUCGCCUGGCAUCGAAGUGCGGCACUGCAUACAUGCAAGUCGUGCGCGACUGCUUCUGGGCUGUUGACCGCAGUAAUAGCGGCGCUGAGAGUCUGCACGACUUCAUGCAGCUUUACAACCGCAUUAUCAUCAGACUGCAAAGAUGCUGCAUGCUCGACGAGUCUGAACCAGGGUUCGAUCUGCACGAUGCACGACCAGGGCCUUCACCGCUGAUGGGUCCGACCCAUCUUAAGCGUAAGAGCGUCAGCCAGCCUCAACUUUUGGAGACGCCGACCAGCCCUUCCUACAGAAGUGCGAAACGCUGGGCCCUAGAGAAGGGCUCCCAGGCACUUGAACGGACGAAGUCUCUGACCAAGUCGAGCACCAAGAAGUCUCCCGACCCUAAUGCUCUGUCACGCAAUCCAUCACAGCACUCGCAACACUCUAUCCGCAAAUCGAUCUCAGAGACCAUGGGUCUUACCAGCCCGAGAGAAGAGUCAAUAGAGUCUAUGGAUUGGGAGCAGCAAGACCAAAGGUCACUCGAGACAUCCGGUACACUGGUCCCUACUCCACACAGUUCACAGGAUCGAAGCGAUGUGUCGUCGUUAUACAGAGAGCAGAUUACCACCGCUGCAUCGAUCAUCCAGCGUGCCUGGCGGGCCUCACGUUCGCAGCCGUCCAAUGCCACUCCCUUCAACGACUACAAGGAGAAGAUCACCAUCAUCCAGACAGCCUGGAGACAAAGGAAGCAGAAGCGGACGCACUCUGUGGAAGCUCUCUUCACCGAUGGCAUCCGCCAUUGGCCUCAAGCCACCCUUGGCUACCCAACUCUUGAGCCUGAGGUGCAGGACGCUGGUGUCGUGGAGCAAAACGACAGGUGCAUCACAUCCUCCAUUCACAUUCAGACCGAUAUCGAGCCGGCCCCUCGCUCAAAAUUGCGACUGCACCCUGUGAAGUUCACACCUGCGAUCGUUGAUGAGUGGCAUACUAUCAUGCUCCCUAGACUCGAGCGCCUCAUCGAGCGCGCUCUCCGGGACUCGGACGAGACCGUCAGCAUUGAUCUCGUCGCAAUUGGCGAGACUCAGGAGAAGGCUCGACCUACCAUCUUCAUUACAUGUAGCAGUAUCGCCAAGAUCAAGGCGAUCCUCUCACGCCGCUUCCGCUACGAUGAGAACGUGUUCGAUCUUAAGGUCCGCCGCGGAAAGGUUCGGCGAUCCAAGAUGAGCCGCUCUUCAGGUCGCGUCCGGCCACCUCAUCGAUCUAUGAUGAACACCGAGAACUACAACGCGGACAUGGCUGUCAUGAACCCUUUUCAUCAACAACGACCACUCUGUGGUGCUUCUAUUGGUGCCUUCAACGGCAAGCAACAUCUUCCUCCGGUUUCAUAUGGCGGGGUCGUGUUAGUCGAUGAUGAGCCGCUCGGUAUGAGUGUCCACCACCUACUCGAUGCGCCAUCAGAUGAUGAGAGUGAUGCUGAAGACGAAGUUGCUAGCCCCUACCCGUAUGAUGCGGUUUUGUCGAGCGCAACCAGCAACAGCAACCCUUGGCUGAUGGGCAUGGGCGCUCAACCCGGUCUUGAACUUGCAAAUGACGCACCGGUACCCAUGUGGGACCUCGAGCUGUCUGACGAUGAAGAUAUUGGGAGCGAAGAUGACGACGAAACUGAGUCCUUCGACUUCUCUGGUUCAGAGUUCGACUCAGAAGAAGAGUCCGACGAGGAAGCCAUGACAGACUCGGCAAUGUCGCGCGUCACCGUUGGCGACAUCGACGGUAUCGAACUCGGCGAGGGCGAAGAGAUCAAAGUCACACAACCCGCCAUUGACGACGUCGACGGAGACUUCUUCCCAAACGAGGAAGACAAAGACGAAGACCACCUCGACUCCCAUGAGCUCGGAUACGUCCACGCAUCCUCUGGCAUUCGCCGCUGGAAGCGCGAUGGUAUUCUGCAUGAGAUCGAUUGGGCUCUGCUGAAGCUCAACGAUGAUCGUGUGCAGCCCUACAACGUCUGCCAGGGCGGUCGCCGCUUCGCUUUCGGCUCUAUGAAGCCAGAUCAACGCGAGAUCUCAUCGAAGCUUGAGGAACCCGUCAAUCGCCGCCACUAUCAACCUGGUGAAGACGAGUACCCCAACGGCGUUGCCAGCGCCGACUCACUCGGUGGCCUGAACGUGCACUGCUUCGGCCGCACUACCGGUCUACAGGGCGGUAUGGUUGGACAAGCGAUGAGCUCUGUGCGCAUCUACCGCCGCAAGUCGUUCUCCCGCAGCUGGCACGUUGCUGGUGGGUUUGGCGUUGGUGGUGACUCGGGAGCUUGGGUCAUCCAGAACAACUCACACCGCGUUGUCGGGCAUGUGCUAGCCUGGUGCCAGAGGAACCACAUCGCAUACAUCUGCCCUAUGGAAGUCCUGCUCGAAGACAUCAAGCGUACUUUGGGUGCCAAGCGAAUCUAUCUGCCUGGUUCAGAUGAACAAAGAGCUUUCAUCAGGCAGCAACAAGGUCAAAAGAAGGCUGUCAGAGACUCCACCGCUAUAGGAGAGCUUGAGUCUGCUGUUCAGGGCCUGGGUAUCGUGGAUAGUCAUGAUUCGGCAGUGGACAUGCGGUCAGCCUUUAGUUCUGGAUCGUCGACAAGGAGAAGUAGACUUGACUUGAGCCCACUGAAUACGAGUAGCAGUGGCGAGAGUGAUAAGGAGAACCGGCGUGUUCUGAAGGGCAAGGCGAUGAGGGUCAGUGAGGGGAGGGAGACGAUGGUGCAGAUGGCUAUCAGGCCUUGAGUGUCGCUUGUUGUAUGAUGGAUGAAGACGUUUUGGGAGGAUGAUACCCUACUUUGGAUUGGAUGUCGGAUAGUACAAUGAAUAAAUGAACUAACUAACCUCUU
This is a messenger RNA of Macroventuria anomochaeta, 4524 nucleotides long. RefSeq lists its product as uncharacterized. NCBI's taxonomy places the organism in Eukaryota, Fungi, Ascomycota, Dothideomycetes, Pleosporales, Didymellaceae. Gene Ontology annotation, biological process: protein phosphorylation. The record is from RefSeq and is a predicted model, not a curated record. Gene Ontology annotation, molecular function: protein kinase activity; ATP binding. The transcript has a single exon. The coding region runs from base 134 to 4420 and encodes 1428 amino acids.